Rhagoletis pomonella (apple maggot) is the source of this 1530-nucleotide messenger RNA. RefSeq lists its product as uncharacterized. Lineage: Eukaryota; Metazoa; Arthropoda; Insecta; Diptera; Tephritidae. The record is from RefSeq and is a predicted model, not a curated record. Bases 827 to 1405 code for a protein of 192 amino acids. The transcript has a single exon.
UGUAUUUGUAGUCAACGCGGUGGAAAUAUUCUAAUAGAUGAAGGUCAUUUGCUGACAAAACACCGAAGUAACAAAGGAAGCAUUGCAUGGCGGUGUAAAAGACAUCGUGAUGGUUGUACAGCGAGAGUUUUUACGACAAACGAUACGCCUACGGGGAAAUGACAUUGAUUACAUAUUUCUUUUAUCUGUUCUUUUAUCAAGGUUAGUUCUAAUGAAACAAAUUCGCUUUCCAGGGGCCAUAUUGAAAAGAUCUGGUGCUCAUAAUCAUGCUCCUAAUCGGGCGGAAGUUGAUGCUAAAUUAGUAAUGGAAGAAGGGAAGAGGAUGGUCAAAAUGGAAUCGGUACCGAUUUCUAAUGUUGUUGCACACAUUAUCGGAAAAGUUGAUAAGUCAACUGCGGCACGUCUUCCUGAUCCAGAUAGCAUGAAAUGAACGCUACGCUCUUACCGGGCAAUUAAUAAUCCUAUACCACCCAAUCCUAAAUCAGCCAAUGAAUUGACAAUUUCCGAUGAAUUUGCUUAUACAUUAAAAGGUGACAAGUUUCAGUUUUGGGACUCACGAGAUGAUGGAAAAUCAAAAUGAACUUUAGUGUUUACCACUAAAUUUAAUUUGGAUGUUUUAUCGUCAUGUGAUUUAUGGUUUGCUGAUGGUACAUUUGAUUGUGUGCUUCAUCUUUUUCAGCAACUAUAUAUCAUUCAUGGCGUACGCGAUGACCUUCAGCCUGUAUCUCUUGUAUUUAUUUUGAGUACUGGUAAGAGCAAGAAAGUAUAUAGAAAUGUUUUGAAGCGACUUAAACGAAGCCAACCCGGUUUGCAUCCUAAAAAAAUUAUGUGUGAUUUUGAAGUAGCAUUUCACCACGCAGUGAGAGAUGUGUUUCCUGAAACGAUUAUCAAGUGCUGUUUCUUUCAUUUCGCACAGUCUGUGUGGUCUCAUAUUCAAAAAGCAGGGUUACAGCAACAAUAUGCAGAUGACGGUAUGUUUGCAUUACAUUUACGCAAAUUAAUCUCGAUGGCAUUUGUUCCACUUGAAGAUAUCCCUGUGGCUUACAAUACUUUAAUGAAUUCGGAAUUUUAUGACAUAAACAAAGAAUUAUUGAAUCCACUCUUGGAUUAUUAUGAGGGAACUUGGAUGGGUGAAGUUAAUCGUCGUGGUGUUCGUAGGCUGCAUCGUUUUGAUUACUUAUUAUGGAAUCAUUACGAUUCCGUAAAAAACUUUGAACCACGCACAAAUAAUGCUUGUGAGGGGUGGCACAAUGCUUUUUCAGUUCGUGCACAAGCCAGUCAUGUCUCCAUCUGGAAACUUAUAAACUUAUUAAAAGCAGAACAGGGUACAACAGAGUUAAAAAUUCAUCAGCAAGAGGCCGGCCGCGAAUGUCCUAAAAAAAAAGAGGAAGUAUGUGGAUUAUGAAGCUCGAUUGGAGAGAGUAGUAAUGAAGUACGACAAAGAGCUAGUUGUAGAGUUUUUGGAACAUGUUGCUCAAAACGUUUGUUUUUGAAAACACGUUAUAAAUUUUGCCUAUAUGUAUAUUUGUA